AUGGCGUCUUUCGGGUGGAAGAGAAAAGCUGGAGAGAAGGUGUCCAAAGCGGUGGUCCAGCAGUUUGAAGACGAGGCUGAGAAAGUGGAAGAAGGUGCUCAGAGAGAGGAGCAGGAGGAGGUGGACUGGCAGCAGGCGAUCAAGAGGAGGAGAGAGCUGCUGGAGGAGGACUGCACCUCCAAGAGCCGCUGUCUGCAGGAGGAAGGGGCUUUACUGGCAGAGCAAGGCAGACAUUGGGAGGCCAUCAAGAAGUGGGACGAAGCCAUCCAGCUCACACCGGAAAACCCUUCAUUGUACGACAUGAAGUCACAGGUUUUAACCAUUCUGCACGAGGUGUUCCCGGCGGUGAAGGCUGCGGAGAUGGCCGUGAAGCUCCGCCCUCUUUGGUGGGAGGCGUGGCAGACGUUGGGUCGGGCACAACUCAACCUGGGAGAAGUGGAUCUGGCGGUCAAGUCCUUCCAGAUCGCCAUCCACCUGUGCCCGUCCGAGUCCUCGCUGUGGCUGGAGGACCUGCAGUGGGCCUGUCGUCUCCAGCAGCAGCACACGGCCACCAAGGAGAGGAGCCAGAUGGAGGAGGAGACCAGGAGGCAGGUUUUGGACGCGCCCGAGCUGCAGCAGGACUUUGAUUUCGAGUCUGAGGAGGUGGUGGCGGCGUGCGAGGCCGUGGCCCAGAGACAGAGCCGCUACGAGGCCAUGCGGAGGAGCGCGCUGGUGGUGGACGCACAGGGGAACAUCCAGAAGGUUCCGGCCGCAGAGGGAGGAAGAGGAGGAGGAGGAGGAGAAGAAGGGGAGGAGACUGAGGCGCUGCCGAAGGAACUGUUUGUGAAGGCGAGAGGACUGUGA
Molecule: messenger RNA, 843 nt
Organism: Knipowitschia caucasica
Lineage: Eukaryota; Metazoa; Chordata; Actinopteri; Gobiiformes; Gobiidae
Source: the annotation of a GenBank genome assembly